GAACAACGGUUCAAAAAUCGACGGUUUCGGUUCUGAAUCGUAACCGCCGGUUCGGUAAACCUUGGGCAGGUCUAAUUGAGACUUGUGAUUGUCUAUAAAUAGAGAGUAUUUAGUUCAUUUACAACCAAAUUCAAACGAAAAGAAAUAAAAAUAUCAAAGGCAAUGGAGAAGUCGUCACUCCCUCUAAACGAAUGGCAUUCCAUGAAAUCUCAGAGAGCAAUAAACCGCCUCCACUCCUUCAUCCAUGGCGCCGCUCUCUCAGUCUUAUUCUACUACAGAAUCACUUCCAUUUCCGCCAUAGCCAAAACCAACAGCCCUAUUCUGAUUCUCCCCCACCUUCUCAUCUUCACAGCCGAGCUGACUCUCUCAUGUUUGUGGCUCCUCAGCCAGGCCUCGCUGUGGAACCCGGUGGCUCGAACCGCCUACCCCGAGAGGCUGCCCGGGGACAAUCACCUGCCCUCUGUGGACAUGUUCGUUUGCACUGCUGAUCCCGCGAAGGAGCCGAGUUUGGAGGUGAUGAACACCGUUAUAUCGGCCAUGGCGCUCGACUAUCCUCCCGAUAAGCUUCACCUCUAUCUCUCGGACGAUGGGGGAUCCCCUGUCACACUCCGCGCCCUGAGACGGGCGCGGGAGUUCGCUAAGGUGUGGAUCCCGUUUUGUAGGAAGUAUAGGGUGCAGGAGAGGUGCCCUGGGGUUUAUUUCAUGAGAGAAGAGAGUGGUGGUGGUGGGAGUGAUGAUCACUUCUUUGUUGACAAGAAGGCUAUUGAGAAAGCAUAUGAGGAUUUCAAGAAUUCUUUGGGCAAUAUUAUUGCUGAAGCAGACGUUAAGGCCAGCAGAGACCAUUCACCAAUCAUUGAGGUGAUCAACGACGGAAAUUCCAAUGGUACAGAUUCGAGCAACGAUGAUGAGGUGCCACUUGUCGUGUACGUUGCUCGCGAGAAAAGGCCGUCUCAUCCCCACAAUUUCAAAGCGGGAGCCCUCAACGUUCUUCUCCGAGUAUCGGGUAUGAUUAGCAACUCACCGUACAUUCUAUCGUUGGACUGUGACAUGUACUGUAACGAUCCAACAUCGGCCCGUCAAGCAAUGUGCUUCCAUCUCGACACUAAACUCUCCCGGAAUCUUGCAUUUGUUCAGUUCCCUCAAAUAUUUCACAACAUCAGACACAACCACGAUAUCCACGAUGGUGCAUUGAGAUUUAUAUGGACGAAAUGGGAAGGCUUGAAUGGGCUCAAUGGGCCAGGCUUGGCAGGGACGGCCUUUUAUAUAAAGAGAGAAGCACUCUAUGGAAUUCGGAAACUUCAACCAGAUGCUAAUCCUAACCAACUCAAGGAGCAUUAUGGUUCGUCCAACGAUUUCAUCAAAUCGAUUUCCAAAAUUUUUAGACCAAAUUACCCAACCAAUGCACUUCUCACCGAUGUGGCAUUGCAAAAAGAGGUGCAAUUGCUAGCUUCUUGUAGCUACGACAAUGGCACAAAAUGGGGGAAAGAGGUGGGAUAUAGAUAUUUUGCAGUAGUUGAAGAUUACUUCACAGGGUUCAAUCUGCAUUGCGAGGGUUGGAAUUCAGUGUAUUUGAAUCCUUCAAGGCCAUGUUUCCUAGGUUCAUCUCCGAUGAGCCUCGGGGAUACUCUUGUCCAAAACACGCGGUGGUUUCUCGGACUCGGCCAGGUCGCUUUGUCCAAAUAUUCCCCCUUAGUCUAUGGGGCGCUGCGAAUGUCGGUUCUGCAAAGCAUGGUCUAUGCAGAACUGGCAUUCUACGCGAUUUACUUCCUCCCGGUUUACAUUCUCGCCCUCGUCCCUCAGCUCUGCCUCCUUGCCGGCAUCCCUCUGUAUCCCGAGGUUUCAAGUCCAUUUUUCGCGGUGUUUGUGUUUAUCUUCCUCUCAUCGCAACUCAAGCACGCGCAAGAAGUGAUGGCGUAUGGGGAUUCACUCACGACUUGGGUGAACGAGCAAAGGGUGUGGGUGAUGAAGUCAUUGACAUCUUACUUCUUUGCUUCCGUGAACGCGAUCUUGGAGAAAAUCGGCUUGACCAAAGCUAGCUUCGUGCCAACGAGCAAAAUCAUGGAUGAUGAAGUUGCCAAGCUUUACAAAAUAGGGAAAUUUGAUUUUCAGGCCCCGCCCAUUUUCAUGGUGAUAUUGUGCACCCUUUAUAUGGUAAAUCUUGCUUCCUUCGUCGUCGGGUUCGGGAGGAUUUUGCAGAAUGGGAGGAUGAAUGAGAUGGUGAUGCAGGCUUUUGUACCAUUGUUUGGUGUAGUUAUGCAUUACCCUUUGAUGGAGGGAAUGGUGCUGAGGAAGGAUGUGGGAAGGGUUUCUCCAUCGGUUUCGAUUCUUUCUGUUGCAAUUUCCUCUAUAGUCUCGGCUUAUGCAGCCCUAGUUGCUUGUUAAUUAGUAUAGAUCUAGUGAUGGUGAUGUUACUUAUGAUGUCUCAAUAAAUGUAUGUCUCAUGUUAUAAAUAAGUUACGAUGAAAGAUUCAGUAUUUGUGCACUCUAA
Messenger RNA from Salvia hispanica, 2488 nucleotides. RefSeq names its product quillaic acid 3-O-glycosyltransferase CSL1-like. Gene Ontology annotation, cellular component: membrane. NCBI's taxonomy places the organism in Eukaryota, Viridiplantae, Streptophyta, Magnoliopsida, Lamiales, Lamiaceae. Gene Ontology annotation, biological process: cellulose biosynthetic process. Gene Ontology annotation, molecular function: cellulose synthase (UDP-forming) activity. The record is from RefSeq and is a predicted model, not a curated record.